Paramuricea clavata is the source of this 2693-nucleotide messenger RNA. Lineage: Eukaryota; Metazoa; Cnidaria; Anthozoa; Malacalcyonacea; Plexauridae. The record is from the annotation of a GenBank genome assembly.
GGGCACCAAAAUCAGAAAACUAUUAUUUAGGAAUUAUUGACGUAUUAACUUAUUAUGGUACGAAAAAACGAACUGCGCAUGCGGCGAAGACAGUCAAACACGGGGUAAGAUGUUCUAUUGAAUAUGAUGAAACUCCGACAAAUAUUUUUAAUUGAAAAAUGAAUAUUUUUCGGAGUAUCUAUUUUGUAUUGUACAAUGCUGAAAAUUAUCCCGCAGCAGCGAUAAAUACCUUCUUGCAGGAAAUUUCAGUGUCAUUUUUACACAUAUUGGAUAUACAACUUGCUUGAUAUAGAACUAAAUUCCGUCGAAAUCGAAGUUUGCCCACCAUGGCUAUGCAGGAAUUUGUACAUUUCGUUAAUUUUUGGAUUUUGUUGCCGGGAAAAACAUUUUUCUGCAGUUACCGCAAAUACCAUAGGAGCCAAAAUGGUGAAUGAAGUUAAGAUAUGUCAAGCUAAGAAAAUUGUAAAUGCUAAAAUUAAACAUUUAAAAUUAAGAACAAAAUAAAAUUAAUCUAAAUAAUUUAAACAUUAAAUAUAAAACGUAACUCUUCUAAGCGUAGGGCAUUCUCGUCCCCAGAGCCAUUUUCACUCAGUCACUCGUUGAAAAUUAGGCUCUGGGAUAGACGACUAAAGGAAGAGAUCUGAUUGGCUUCUCAGAGAACUGCUAUUUCGCAGAAGUUGAGCAGUUUUCGCUGGGCAAAAUUAUUCUAUCAACAUAUGUCAACACAAAUACUUCGUUUCUUCUUAAUACUUCACUGUGAAAAUUCUUACGGGUGCUAAAGUGUCCCAAUUCAAGAGCAUGCGCUUUGGAAACUACUGCAAGUUUUCUUGCACUUCCGGUUCCGUGUGUCCCAGGGCCUAGGGAGGACGCACGCGGCCGAGAGGCCCUGGGGACGAGCGUAGGGAUAUUAAGAUAACAACACGUAGUUGCAUGGACACAUAUAAGACUAGUCUCCAUUUGGUAGUAAUUGUCGUGAAUCGUGACCAAGUAAUGUCCGGAGAUAUAUGUCUUUGUACACGGCAAAAAAACGCUCAGGUUGAUGCAAUACUGAUGAAAACAGGAUUGAACAAUGUUUUGCUGCCCACAUUGUUCAUAGCUGUCAACAACAUUGAACAAUAUUGUUACACCCGAUUCAUGCUCAACAGCAUUGUUCAAUAUUGUUGACAAGUGUGAACAACGUGGGCAACAAAACAUUGUUCAGUCCUGUUGAGCAACGGUCUCGGCGUUUUUUGCCGUGUAAUCAUCACACACAACACACGAAAGGCUGUAAGUACUUCAUGUGAAGGCCCACAAACCGUUUGAACAAGUAUAUCAGCGGUUAUAAGGUUAGCCUGCGAAAACAGCCGCCCGAUUGUCUCGUCCCAGUAAGUAGAAGUACCAGCAAUUCCACUAAUCCUAGUUUUAACAUCGUCUGACUGUACACCCUUUUCGAUAAUUACGUAAUGAUUUGAUUCGUAAAGGCCCGUUUACACUUGCAAAUUUUGCUGCGAUUUUCGUCUUCUGAUGGAUGUGAAUGAGUGAAUGAGUUAUGAAUGUUCAGAUGAGGGUACAUAUGCUCAGAACACUCAUAACUCAUGGCCAUGCAUGCGGGGCUUUCCACUUUUUUUGUCAAUUCUCAUGACCAAGAAAGACCGCACCAAAUAGUAAAUUCACUAGGAAAUAAACUCCAGUGAAAUAAACUCCAUUGCAACAAACGCGGGCCAACUGUAACUAUUUUCAAAUUAGUUUGAACACAUCGGCAUAUUUUCAAGUCAUCAUGUAGCUCAACCUCGUUCCCAGGCUCUUAACACUUAUGGAGGAAAGAUCCUGGUAGGAGCUGGUCAUGUGAUCUGAUAAAAUCUAGGAACGAAGUUGCAUGCAGUUUUUCCAACUUAUUGCAAAUUAUUGUGUUUCUUCUUCAGGUAUAUUCUUCGAUGGAUGUUUUAAUGUCGCGAGGUCAAUCACAAAACACGGUCCUUAUUAAAAUUUUUAAAUUAUCAAUAAAUUUUAAAGUCUUAAGUAUAGUAACUAAUUACUUUAAAUUUUAAGUUGUUAAAAUAUUAAAUAAAUGAAAGAAGCAACGUUUAAAAAAUGAAACGAAUGCUAAUGCACAUGAACAUGCUGUAAAUUGAUAAAUAACUAAACUCAACCCUAACUAAACUUAACCCUAAACUUAACCCUAAAAUAAAACUAAAUUGCGAAAUACAGUGAUAAAAUAGAGUUGAUUCAAUUUAUAAAUCGAUGCAAUAUAGCACGUAAAACAAGUAAACCCAAUAAUAUAGCAUUACUAUUAACUGGCCCGCACGACAUAAAAUGAAAAUAUGUAAAUUUGCCCGCAAAAUGCGGGCCCUCCGCCUGCUUUUCAACAUCUGAGCUAAAUUUACAUAUGUACAUUUCUCUCCAAUAAGACCCGGGGUGGGCUCCUGUGAUUACAUCACUUCACAAAUCGAAUCGAUUAUUUUGAUGGCUUCAUCCAAUCACAUGGCUUAGUAUAUUCGCCUCGUUCGCGGGCAACACUGUGGAAACGGCGCAAUUAUGCAAUACUUGGUGUCAUUACAGUUAACUAGCGUCAACAAUUACUCUCAUUGUUUUCUAAUCAUUUUUGUACUAAUCCUGUCCAUGUUCUCUUUCAGCAUGGACAAGAUAUAUCGACUGUGAAGCCUGAGGCGUAUGCCAAGAGAUUUUUAGAAUUUAUAGAAAAAGCCAUCGAGUGA